Molecule: messenger RNA, 1728 nt
Organism: Closterium sp. Naga37s-1
Lineage: Eukaryota; Viridiplantae; Streptophyta; Zygnematophyceae; Desmidiales; Closteriaceae
Source: the annotation of a GenBank genome assembly
AUGGAUCUAGACUGCGCGAGCGGGGAGCGGGAGCCGUUGACCGGAGGGGGGGGCGGAGAAGAUGGGGGAAAUGGGGAAGGGGAAGUGGCGGAGGCUGUGGGGGGAGGGACGCAGGAAACGGUGUUGGAUAUUGAGGUUCCCAAGGAUAACGUUUGCGUAAGUGAGAGCAGUGGGAUGGGGCGAGAAGGGAGGGACGAGACGGGCGAGACGGAGAGUGGGGAGGGACAAGCAGGAGCGGAAGCAGCAGCAGCUGUUGCAGUAGGGGCAGGAGAAGGGGCAGGAGAAAGGGCAGGUAAGGGGCAGCAGAAGGGGGAGGGAGAAGCACCAGGUACGACUGGAGCAGAGCAGUCAGGAAACUCACCGCAACCAGACCCCUCGCAAACAGCCCCAACAGCAGCAGCGGGAGCAGCAGCAGGAGCAGCAGGAGCAGGAGCAGCAGGAUCAGCAGCAGCCGGAGCAAGAGCAGGAGCGAGAGGAACAACAGCGGAUGGAGGGCGCACGUGGGGCGGGGGCAUCCGCGCCAACACCACCCCCUACUGGCGUUUCGUGCAGAUUAUCUCAGCAGUAGGCGCGGGGGUGAUAUUCAUCCCUGCGCUCGUCUUUACAGUCAUUAUAUUCAUCCGCAGCCUCUUCCUGCAGGCCUGGGGAGGCGCGAGUGCGGGGGCAGCAGGCGGGGAGGAGGGCGGGGGGGACAACACAGUAGCGGGGAUAGAGAUCCGCCCCGCGUCCCCCAUGGCGAGCGUGGCGGAGAACAGCUACCAGCGCGGCAUCCCGCGGCGGCUGUCUCUGAGCUUCGUGCACGCGUGGACGUUCACGUACACACACGUGGUGAACCGCACGGCUGUGGUGAAUGAAGACACGCUGCUGGAGCUCGUGAGGAGAAGGCCUGCUGUCGGAUGGGGUCUCGUGGGGUCGCAUUGGGCUUCAUGGAGUCGGAUGGGGUCUCGUGGGGUCGCAUUGGGCUUCAUGGAGUCGGAUGGGGUCUCGUGGGGUCGCAUGGGGUUGCGUGCAUGGGGACGCACGGCCCCACCUCUCUCUCUGAGCUUCGUGCGCGCGUGGACGUUCACGUACACACACGUGGUGAACCGCACGGCUGUGGUGAACGAAGACACGCUGCUGGAGCUCAUGAGGCGGAGACCUAAAGGCACGCCGCUGAUUACCAUCAGCAACCACAUGUCCACGUGCGCGCAGUGUUGGGACGACCCGCUGCUGUGGAACCAUCUCGACGACCCGCUCCUCUGGAACCAGUGGCGCCUGCGCUUCUCAAAUCCGCAUCUGUGCCGAUGGACGCUCAAGGCGCGCGACAUCGGUCCAUUGGCCCCACCCCCUUGCUUCUCCCUCUUUUCCCUGUCCCCCCCCUCGCCCUACCAUCUCGACGACCCGCUCCUCUGGAACCAGUGGCGGCUGCGCUUCUCCGAUCCGCACAAGUGCCGCUGGACGCUCACAGCACGUGACAUCUGCUUCACACACCCCUUCACCGCCUACCUCUUCCGCCUGGCCAAGUGCAUCCCCAUCGACCGCCACGGAGGCAUCUACCAGCCGGGCAUGACAGAGGCAGUUCAGCGGCUCAGUGCGGGCGGAUGGCUGCACAUCUUCCCAGAGGGCCGUAUCACUCAGGAGCACGUGGCAUUGGCGCGCCUCAAGUGGGGGUUGGCGUCGGUCAUCGACCGCUGCACCUCGCCCGUGCCGCCCAUCAUCCUCUGUGUCGCACACAGUGGCUUUGAGAAC